ACCGCGUGUACAAUAAUAUGGAUGGACUUUAAACAAGGACUACUUGUCUGUAGGUUUUUCCAAAUGAUUUAUACAGCUAAAAUGUGUAACAGCGCGUAUGUAUAACCGCUCGGCCCUGCCUUAAAGCAUCUUCAGCUACUGAGGGGAAAAAAAGAUGCCGCUGUAAAACUUUUCAGUGCUAACGAGAGAAAGGGAGAGAAUUGACACGAUGGGUGAGGACGAUAAAACGGAGUGAAGAACUUUUCUUACGGCCCUUCGUCAUCAAGGAGGAUGAGCAUGAUUACAUAGAUACCAUCUUUUAUUGGUUCAAGGAAAAGAGACACAAGUUUUGGGCGAAGUAUGGCGCGAGAGACCGGAGAGUCUGGAGAAACGAAAAGUACCAAAGUGAAAAAGCAUAAAAGAAGGAAAAGCAAAAAGGAGAGCAAAACCAGGAUUGUACACGUCAACAUUUUGUAUGACCAUACCAAAGGAGGGGAUAACCCCAACAGACACUAUGCAAACAAUAAGAUCAAAACCACAAAAUACACUCUGCUUUCUUUCCUACCGAAGAACCUCUUCGAGCAAUUCCACCGAUUUGCCAACGUGUAUUUUGUUUUUAUAGCCUUACUGAAUUUCGUGCCUGUGGUCAAUGCUUUUCAACCAGAGUUGGCUCUUGCCCCUGUGGUUUUUAUUUUGUCCGUUACCGCUAUUAAGGAUUUAUGGGAAGAUUACAGACGACACCGCUCGGAUAAAGAAAUAAAUCAUUUGGACUGUCUCGUUUACUGCAGGAGUGAGAAACGGUAUGUGGAGAAAUACUGGAAAGAGGUGCGGGUCGGAGACUUUAUUCGUCUGCGCUGCAACGAGAUUCUGCCGGCGGAUGUUCUGCUGCUCAGCAGCAGCGACCCUGACCGCCUGUGUCACAUUGAGACAGCCACACUGGAUGGUGAAACCAACCUCAAGCAGAGGCAGGUGGUGCGCAGCUUUAUCGACCUGGACUGUGAGUUUGACCCAUUAAAAUACAACAGUGUUAUUGAAUGUGAGAAGCCCAACAAUGACCUCAACAGAUUUCGUGGAUACAUAAUCCAUCGCAGUGGGAGGAGAGACGGCCUUUACAAAGACAAUCUGCUGCUCAGGGGCUGCACUAUCCGCAACACAGAGGAGGCUGUAGGAAUCGUCAUCUAUGCAGGUCAUGAAACAAAAGCAAUGCUGAACAACAACGGCCCUCGUUAUAAACGCAGCAAACUGGAGCGGCAGAUGAACGUAGAUGUGUUCUGGUGUGUCAUCAUCCUUCUGGUCAUGUGCCUCUUUUCUGCCAUCGGACAUGGCCUGUGGAUGUUCCAGUAUGGAGAUAAGAGGCCUGUCUUUGACGUCCUGAGCCCAGAAGGAACAGACUUAUCUCCAGUGGUCUCAGCCAUUUAUCUCUUCCUGACUAUGAUUAUAGUUUUGCAGGUGCUGAUCCCAAUCUCGCUCUUCGUUUCCAUUGAAAUAGUGAAGAUAUGCCAGGUGUACUUUAUCCAUCAGGACAUGGAGCUGUACGAUGAGGAAACAGACUCUCACCUCCAGUGCAGGGCUCUGAACAUCACAGAAGACCUGGGCCAGAUGCAGUACAUUUUCUCUGAUAAGACCGGCACACUCACAGAAAACAAGAUGGUGUUUCGCCGUUGUACUGUGGCAGGAGUCGAGUACUCGCAUGAUGCCAAUGCAAGGAGGCUUGCUAUGUACCAGGAAAUGGAUUCAGAGGAGGAGGACUGUACAUCUCAUGGUGGAACUCUCCCACGGCGGGACAGCGUCACCAGCCACCAGAGUGGAAAAGUGGUGUUGCGAUCACAGAGCACUAAAUCCCACCGUCGCACCGGGAGCAGAGCCGAAGCCAAACGGGCCAGCAUUCUGUCCAAACACACUGCCUUCAGCAGUCCCAUGGAAAAGGACAUUACUCCAGAUCCCCAGCUCAUGGAUAAAGUCAAUGAGUGCAGCAGUCAGAUGGAGUUCAUGCGUUUUCACAGUCAGUCCCUGAACCAGAUCCCCCCUGACCUGUGUGACGUCUUUGACUUUUUCAUUGCUCUCACUAUCUGCAACACUGUGGUUGUGUCCUCACCCAAUCAACCCCGGCAGAAGGUGCGUCGCUACGAGUUGAAGUCUCCAGUGAAGACCAUCGAGGACUUCAUCAAGCGCUUCACUCCGAGCCGCCUGACCUCUGGCUCCAACAACAGCAGCUCCUCCAGUCUAGCCACCAACCGCUCGUCCUCCCAUAAAGUGGGCUGCAGCAUGCUGUCCACCCCCUCGGCCGAGAGCACGCUCACAAAGCUGAACGAGGAGAAGCGUCCGGAGCAUGACCUGCAGCAUGCCUUCAGCCCCGGCCCACCCAACUUUGAUAAAACAAAAGCUUUGGCUCAGGAUGAAUGCGAGCUCAGAUAUGAGGCAGAGUCACCGGACGAGGCAGCGUUGGUUUAUGCAGCCCGGGCCUAUAAGUGUGCUCUUGUCGGCCGUUUACCGGAUCAGGUGACCGUGGAGCUUCCACACUUGGGCAAGCUGAGCUUCGAGCUUCUGCACACACUGGGGUUUGAUUCCACAAGAAAAAGGAUGUCAGUGGUGGUAAAACACACGCUGACUGAGCAAAUCACAGUUUACACCAAGGGUGCCGAUUCAGUCAUCAUGGAUUUGAUCAGACCAGCCACAGAUGAUUGCAAAGGAAAACGACAAAGGAAAAUCUUGUAUAAAACUCAAAACUACUUAAAUCUUUAUGCUGCAGACGGUCUCCGGACACUCUGUAUCGCCAAAAAGGUUGUCAGUAAGGAGGAGUAUGCCAGUUGGCUACAACGCCACCUGGAAGCCGAGACAGCCAUACAGAGGAGGGAGGAGCUGCUUUUUGAGUCUGCAUUAGGACUAGAGACCAACCUCCAACUUCUGGGAGCAACAGGUAUUGAGGACAGACUUCAGGAUGGGGUUCCCGAAACCAUCGCCUCUCUGAGGAAAGCAGGCCUUCAGAUCUGGGUGCUGACAGGAGAUAAACAAGAGACUGCCGUCAACAUUGCCUAUGCCUGCAAACUGCUGGACCCAGAGGAGGAGAUAAUCACUCUUAAUGCUGACUCACAGGAGGCCUGUGCUGUAUUGCUCAAGAACAGUCUGCACUACAUCCAGACCAAGUUCCUUUGCAACCCUCGACCAGAUCCUCAAGCAGCUAGAGGCUAUGCUGGCAUCCACUUCUCUUCUCCGGUGUGUUCCCCGGCCUCCUCUGGCCACUCCAGCCCCUUCCUGGUGCACCGGCUAGGGCUGGUGAUCGACGGCCGGACCUUGGCCUACGCACUGGACAAGAGUUUGGAGGACAAGUUCCUGGCUGUGGCUCGAAGUUGCAGGUCCGUUCUAUGCUGUCGCUCGACGCCCCUGCAGAAGAGCAUGGUGGUCAAGUUAGUGCGUAACAAGCUCAAGGUCAUGACGCUGGCAAUAGGUGACGGAGCUAAUGAUGUUAGUAUGAUCCAAGUGGCUGAUGUAGGGGUGGGGAUCUCUGGACAGGAGGGCAUGCAGGCAGUAAUGGCCAGUGACUUUGCCCUGCCACGGUUUCGAUACCUGCAGAAGCUGCUCUUGGUUCACGGCCAUUGGUGUUACUCUCGUCUCGCCAACAUGAUCCUCUACUUCUUCUACAAAAAUGCUAUGUUCGUUGCCCUCAUCUUCUGGUAUCAGUUCUACUGUGGGUUCUCUGGGUCAGCCAUGGUUGAUCAGUGGUACCUGAUCUUCUUCAACCUGAUGUUCUCCGCAUUCCCUCAGCUCAUCACCGGCACCCUGGACAAAGAUGUGUCAGCAGAAACCCUGCAGGAGUUGCCGCAGCUCUACAUGAAUGGACAAAACUCAGAGGAAUAUAAACCCUACAUGUUCUGGAUGAACAUGAUUGAUGCCUUCUACCAAAGCCUCAUCUGUUUCUUCAUCCCUUACUUUGCUUACGUUGACUCGGAUGUGGAUUUGUUUACAUGGGGCACUCCCAUCAUCACCUUGGCACUCUUCACCAUUUUGCUGCACUUAGGCAUAGAAACCAAAACCUGGACGUGGAUGAACUGGGUGUCGAUUGGCUUCAGUAUAGCUCUCUUCUUUACUGUGGCGCUGUGCUACAAUGCUUCCUGCCCAACCUGUUUCUCUCCCUCCAACACUUAUUGGACCAUGCAGAGGCUGCUGGGAGAACCUAUAUUUUACCUGCUGUGUGUUGUCACACCUAUUGCCGCUCUUCUUCCCAGAUACUUUUAUAGAGCUUGUCAGGGAACUCUAUUCCCAAACCCUGUCCACGUGGGAAGACAACUGGACAAACUGCCAAUGGACAUGCGCAGGAUCUUCCUGAGUCAGAGCCAGAUGAAGCUGGGCUCCCUCGGGUCACUGUUUCCCCCCCGCGCCCCAUUUUUCCCUCUCUGCAGGCCCUUUCAGAAAGACUACAGGCCCAGGGUAAAGCAAGCCCACAUGAGUAGCACCGAAGAGAAGGAUAAACCUAUAUCCAGCCCCAUCCCAUCAAAGAGCAUGGAGAUGCGGGACACACCUUUAAGCUCAAAAAACUCUGACAACCAUAUCACACUCGACUUCAGAAUGCAGGAAAAAGUUCAGUCCUGCAGACAGGGCUCAGAUGGCCCUCUAUCAGAGAACUUACACUGCGUGAAGGAACCUUCGAGUCCCGCUGCAGGCACUCUGCUGUACACCAAAGACACUCCAGCCUCCAGGACUGUUUUGGAUAGCACAGGCUUGGAGGCCCCGCUGAGCCCGACAGACCUCUGUCAGAUAGGGUUGCUCACCUCCACUCCCUUGCUUCCUCAAACAGAGACUAUGCAGCUCACGACGCCACCCAGCUUUUUUGGGGGGCAAAAGCUGGAAGACGAGGACCAUUCAAACCAAAAGUCUCUACUGAAACAGGCCGAGGAUGUGGAUCACAACCAGUCAAAUAGCUGCCUACAAGAAUAUUCACUCAAAACAACAUUUCUAUGAUGCUUUCUACCUUACGCUGAUUCAAAU
This is a messenger RNA of Sinocyclocheilus anshuiensis, 4962 nucleotides long. Its product is annotated as probable phospholipid-transporting ATPase VA. Gene Ontology annotation, cellular component: plasma membrane. The record is from RefSeq and is a predicted model, not a curated record. Bases 340 to 4935 code for a protein of 1531 amino acids. Lineage: Eukaryota; Metazoa; Chordata; Actinopteri; Cypriniformes; Cyprinidae. Gene Ontology annotation, biological process: phospholipid translocation. Gene Ontology annotation, molecular function: ATP binding; ATP hydrolysis activity; ATPase-coupled intramembrane lipid carrier activity. The transcript is spliced from 21 exons.